CACAAUCAACUGAACAACUCGCAGGUUCCACUGUAAAAGACUGUGUGUGUGUUUUCUCUCUCUGCACAUGUGCAUCCAGAGAGAGUCGUCUUCCUGCUCGUUCAGGGUUAAAUUCUCACAGACACUUGACUUCCUCUUGCAGACCUCUCACUCUAACACCCUGGCAAGCCCUCCUGCUUUUUUUCCUCCAGUAAAUGUUAUAAAUAGUGCAGUGUGCUCUGCUGACCGGCCAUCCUCGCCCACCUCCGCUCACUCACUCGCUCACCUUUUCACUCCUUCUCUCUCUGUCUGUUUCUCUCUCAACAUAAACACUUUAGAGUUCUUCCUUCUCAAACUUCUAUUCCUUCUUCUUCUGCUUAAAGACUGGAGGUGUUGGAGCUGGUCAGCAUGCGUUGUGUGAGCUGGUUGCUGUUGGGGACCUGCCUGCUGGUGCUGGGCCCGGCGGUGCAGGGCCAGUGCCCCAGCCCGUGCCACUGCCCCGGAAACCUCCAGCACGUCAUCUGCGACAGCGCGGGGCUGAAGAAGAUCCCCCGGGUGUCGGAGGUCACCCGUCUGCUGAACCUGCAGAGGAACAGCCUGGGCAACAUCCCCACGGGAGCCUUCAGCGACAGCAAGGGGCUCAUCUCCCUGCACAUGCAGCACUGCCAGCUCCGGGAGAUCGGCUCGCAGGCCUUCAAGGGGCUGAAGAAGCUCGUCUACCUCUACCUGUCCAACAACGAGAUCAGCAGCAUCAAGCCCGGCGCCUUCGAGGACCUGACCGAGCUCACCUACCUCCACCUAGACGGGAACCAGAUCAGCGAGCUCUCUAAAGGCAUCUUCUCCCCGAUGAUCAACCUCUUCGUCCUGCAGCUCAACGACAACAAGCUGCGGGAGCUCCGUGCGGGGACCUUCAUGGGCGCCAAAGACCUGCGCUGGCUGCACAUGAGCGGCAACGAGCUGACGAGCCUGCAGCCGGGCUCUCUGGACGACGUGGAGAACCUGGCCAUCCUCCACCUGGACAGGAACAAGAUGUCCACCUAUCCCAUCGCCGCCAUGAGCAAGCUGCGGGUGGUGGAGGAGCUGACGCUGGGGAGGAACCCCAUGAGGAGCAUCCCCGACAUCGCCUUCCAGAGCUUCGGACGCUACAUGGAGAAACUUUACCUGGACAACAUGGGCCUGGAGAAGUUCUCUAAUGGUACGUUCACUGGUGUGACAGCCAUCAAGUUGCUGGACCUGGACAACAACAAGCUACGGUCCCUUCCGAAAAGCCUCGAAUUCGGCACCAUCACUAACCUCACCCUCUCCAACAACCCCUGGAGCUGCACCUGCCAGCUCGCACCGCUGCGCAGGUGGAUGGACUCCAGCCGCAACCGUCCAGACGCAGUGUGUGCAUCUCCACCUCAGCAGAGAGGAAAGCAAGUGAGAGACAGCAGCGCCUUCAGCGGCUGCAGGCUCAAACUGAAGAAAGUCAAAAAGGGCACAACACGUCACUGAGCACGCAGCUCUACUGUACAGGAGCCGCUGAGAAGGAGCCUGUCCCGGUGACUGGCUACACAUGCAACGAAACAGCAACGCUAACUCAUUCUACUUCAAGACUGUCCAUCUAUUCAUCACACACACACAUUCAUAAACACAGUCUGCCUCCCAAACACACCCAGGCUUAACUUUAAUCUCAUUUAAGUGUGAAGUGGAAAGCUGCAACAUUCAGGUAACCACCAAAACAAAGAAGCAUUUGAGUAAAUAAAGGCGACAAAAGACACAUAUGACGUCUUUCCGUGAUGCAUUCAGGAGCUCAGAGAAACAGGACAAACAGACUUUCCUCUGCAAAGUUGUAGGUUUUUCAUUAACUUAAUGUAAAUUCUGCGGAUGUGCUGCAAGGAAAUGUUCAACAACUUGGGAAAUAUUUGCUUUCUUAAGGCCGUUAGACCCUUGGGCCUGACAAAUACAUGAAUAUGCAAAAUACUUGCAUGCAAAUAUUUGUCUUUAAAACUAUUCAUAGCAAUGCAAAUGUGCAACAUUUGUUUAAUAAAAGGUUCAAAUAGAUUUGAAUAACUACAAAUAAGUCUGUCUGAGGUAAGUUGUUGUAAAGCCUGAGCUACUGGAAGUAUUUUAUAGAGUUUCUCUGGUACACAGUUAAGCAGCAAUGUUUAUGUCUUGGGCUUUUAUUGUGAAAUGUUAGAAAGAGAGCAGUGGAUCUGGUAUUCUCUGCUUCUCUUAAGGUUGAAAGGAGUAAUAAAGUUUGCCGUCUUGUUUUAAUAAUCUUCAUGACAAGUCCUAACACUCUGCUUCACUUUAUUUUAUGUUUUAAAUGUGUCUGUUUUUCAGAAGCACCUUUAUGCGCCGUGCAAAAGUUCAGAAAAACUGAGAAGCUCUGUUUAAAAGUACUCAAGAUGAAAACAACAGAUUCCCACGUGCAAAUUAAUUGCACCAAAAAAACUCAUCUCCUGCGGUUAGCUUAGCUUAGCACAAAGACUGGAAACAAAGGGAAACUGCUAGCCUGGCUCCAUGCAAAGAUAAGAAAAUACCCAAAGUAAUACCUCCAUAGCUUACUAAUUAAUACAUGUAUUGUUUAUUUAAUCCACACAUUCAACUGAAUUCUUCACAAAAAAUAAAGAUCGGUGCAGCUUUAAUCUGCAGCACAUGAAGCCACUAAAACAAGCAAUGCUCCUUUAUUUUGGUGGUUACCUCUAGAAAAGUAUCAAACAGUUAAAGGGCAGAGAAAUAAAAUCCUCCAAACUACGAGAGAUUACUUAAACAUCUUCCAACUGUCACUAACCCUCUUUUCUACUUUGUGAUGUCAGUUAUAUCAUAUCAUAAACUGAGAAAACAUAAUUUUAAAAGUGACCACAAGAGUUGAAGAAGACUCCAAGACAUUUAAAAAAA
This is a messenger RNA of Centropristis striata (black sea bass), 2862 nucleotides long. RefSeq names its product chondroadherin (gene chad). The transcript has 4 exons. Bases 388 to 1473 code for a protein of 361 amino acids. The record is from RefSeq and is a predicted model, not a curated record. NCBI's taxonomy places the organism in Eukaryota, Metazoa, Chordata, Actinopteri, Perciformes, Serranidae. Gene Ontology annotation, cellular component: extracellular matrix. Gene Ontology annotation, molecular function: protein binding.